AACGCCGCAGAAAGAACAAAAACGAUGCGUAUAACAACUAAAACGACAAACAAGGGAGAUAUAUAUGAGGGAAAAUAAUUUCAGUUUUUUGUUUCCCUUCGGAGUCUCCACUAUCACAGAGAAAGCAGGUUCUGUGCUCCUUAAAUCAUUACUAUUAGCAGAUUUUCCAAGGCAGCUAUUAUGAGUUUCACUGGUCCUUCCGUGGGUGCUGGUGGGAAAACUGCUAGGAGGGCGUUUGAGUUUGGAAGGACUUAUGUGGUUAGGCCUAAAGGUAAACACCAAGCUACUGUUGUAUGGUUACACGGUCUUGGUGAUAACGGAUCGAGCUGGUCCCAGCUUUUGGAGACCCUUCCUCUUCCAAAUAUUAAAUGGAUAUGCCCGACUGCUCCAACUCAACCUAUAACUGUGUUUGGUGGCUUCCCAUCUACAGCUUGGUUUGAUGUGGGAGACCUUUCAGAAGAUGCUCCUGAUGAUUUAGAGGGUAUGGAUGCUGCGGCAGCACAUGUUGCAAAUUUGUUGUCAACAGAACCCGCUGAUAUUAAAUUGGGUAUUGGAGGCUUCAGUAUGGGAGCAGCAACCUCUUUGUACUCUGCAACUUGCUUUACUUUGGGGAAGUAUGCAAAUGGAAUUCCAUAUCCUGCCAAUUUGAGUGCAGUUGUUGGACUAAGCGGCUGGCUCCCAUGUUCAAAGACCUUGAGUAACAAAAUCGCAGGGGUAGAUGAAGCGGCAAGGCGUGCUGCAUCCCUGCCCAUUUUGCUCUGUCAUGGCAAAGGUGAUGAUGUGGUUCCUUACAGGUUUGGUGAGAAGUCUUCGCGUGUUCUGGGUUCAACUGGAUUCCGGGAUGUGACAUUCAAAGCAUACAACGGGCUUGGUCACUAUACAAUUCCUCAAGAGAUGGACGAGGUCUGUGCUUGGUUAACUUCCAAACUGGGGCUUGAGGGAUCCUCAUCAUCCUGAUAGUACACAAUGUGCAGAGAUGUAGCAACAGCUAAGAAGGAUUGAAGAAACUGGAUGCGACAAGUUAUUUUACAGUUGCAAGAAAGAAAAUGAAAUAGCCCAAAUGAUAUCUGUGUUACACAAGAUAGUAACGGCAGUCUCCCAGUAAACUGUUCCUUGUCAUGUACUCAAACAGUAGGUUGAACUUUAUUUAUAUUGGAUUGUAUAUUAUUGGGGUAAUUACUCAUUUAAUUUAAUGUUUGGAAGCUUGCUAUUAAAAUGAAAUGGUUCAAUAUAUAUGGAAUACUUUUGCC
Molecule: messenger RNA, 1250 nt
Organism: Ricinus communis (castor bean)
Lineage: Eukaryota; Viridiplantae; Streptophyta; Magnoliopsida; Malpighiales; Euphorbiaceae
Product: acyl-protein thioesterase 2
Exons: 10
Coding region: 181-957 (258 amino acids)
Molecular function (GO): hydrolase activity
Source: RefSeq, a predicted model, not a curated record